Capsella rubella is the source of this 640-nucleotide messenger RNA. RefSeq names its product pollen-specific leucine-rich repeat extensin-like protein 1. The record is from RefSeq and is a predicted model, not a curated record. Lineage: Eukaryota; Viridiplantae; Streptophyta; Magnoliopsida; Brassicales; Brassicaceae. Bases 90 to 566 code for a protein of 158 amino acids. The transcript has 2 exons.
AUCAAACAUCAACAUUCACAAUCCAAACACACAAAUCUUCUUGUACAAUUACUAAAGAUAAGUCUUUGAGAAGAAAAAGAAAAGAAAAAAUGAUGAACACAAAGAGUGUAGCCAUGUUAAUGAUGGUGAUGGUGGUACUAAUGGGAAUGGAGAACAUUUUGGUUCAAGCAAAAAGUAGUCAUCAUCAGUCUCCUUCACCUUCUCCAUCUCCUUCACAAGAUGAUUUCGAUUCGGAGUCUCCUUCUCCUUCACAAGAUUUUGAUGAUUAUUUAGAAUCUCCUUCUCUUUCACCUGACUCUGAUUCUCCUGCACCCUCACUAGAUUUUGAUGUUUAUUCAAAGUCUCCUUCUCCUUCCCCUGACUCUGAUUCUCCUGCACCUUCACCUUCAAAGCCAACCCCAAAAGAAGUAAAAUGCAUUCUUGGUUGUACUAUUCAUCAGUGCUUUCACCUUGGCCAAAACUCAAACGAUAGGAGCGCGUUUGAAUCAUGCUUUCAAGAAUGUGCGAAGACAUGCAAAACGAAGAACACGAGCGAUGAUAUAUAUAUGUCUAACAUUACUAAUUAAAGAGUACUGUGUUUUUCUUUUGUUACCUAAUUUCUCAUCUCAUAGUACUUUUUUGUGAGACGUAAUAAAAUAUA